GCUGGAGCUGUAAUGGACGUCAACACUGCUCUUCAAGAGGUGCUGAAGACCGCCCUCAUCUACGAUGGCCUAGCACGUGGCCUACAGGAAGCUGCCAAAGCCUCAGACAAGCACCAGGCCCACCUUCGUGUGCUGGCAUCCAACUGUGCUGAGGCCAUGUAUGUCAAGCUGGUGGAGGCACUGUGUGCUGAGCACCAGACCAACCCGAUUAAGGUCAGUGACAACAAGAAACUGGGGGGCUGGGUAGGCCUCUGUAAAGUUGAUCAAGAGGGGAAGCCACGGAAAGUGGCUGGCUGCGGUUGCAGUUGUACAGUGGUUAAGGACUAUGGCAAAGUAUCUCAGGCCACGGAUGCCAUCGAGGAGGACUUCAAAUGUAAGAAAUGA
Molecule: messenger RNA, 384 nt
Organism: Acomys russatus (golden spiny mouse)
Lineage: Eukaryota; Metazoa; Chordata; Mammalia; Rodentia; Muridae
Product: 40S ribosomal protein S12-like
Exons: 1
Coding region: 13-384 (123 amino acids)
Biological process (GO): translation
Cellular component (GO): cytosolic small ribosomal subunit; ribosome
Molecular function (GO): structural constituent of ribosome
Source: RefSeq, a predicted model, not a curated record